Athalia rosae (coleseed sawfly) is the source of this 2170-nucleotide messenger RNA. It is a transcript of the gene Spag1, whose product is annotated as sperm-associated antigen 1. Gene Ontology annotation, cellular component: cytosol; mitochondrion. Lineage: Eukaryota; Metazoa; Arthropoda; Insecta; Hymenoptera; Athaliidae. Gene Ontology annotation, molecular function: heat shock protein binding. The record is from RefSeq and is a predicted model, not a curated record. The transcript has 9 exons. The coding region runs from base 1 to 2112 and encodes 703 amino acids.
AUGGGAAACGAGGAGGUCGAUCUUAUAACGGUUGCUAAACCUCAGGAGAAACAAACUUUGUUACGUAAAUGGGAUAUACCGGUGGAAAAUCUAUCUUACGAAUAUAUCGCCAAGUGUACAAAUGUCAAGGAAAUAGAACGCAUAGUUUUGAUUCUCAGAUCCGGCGAAGAGGGAAUAUUUCCAGACCUGAUUAAACACGCGGAAAAAUGCCUCGCCAAAUUAAAACCGAACAGCAAAGUCCUCAGGGUCGAAGAGCCAGUUUUGACCCGUGCGAUGCUGGAUCCGGAAGAUCGGAAAUCGAUCGACGAAGACAUCGCUAAUUGGAUGAACGAAAUGCACACGAGAGAAAAAGAUCUCGAGGAGGGCAAGGCCCUGUCUUCGACCGCGGCGAUUCCGCAGCCGGAAAUUCGCGAGCCGCGCGCUGCGGCCAGAAAAAAAAUUUUAGAGUCUACGAAAAAUCGUGUCAAAUCCCAAAAAGCCAUAGCUUCCUGCGAUUACGCGGGAUGGGACAAAUUCGAUGCCGACGCCGAAUUGGACCGCAUCGAUUUACAGGAUGAGAAAAAACAGGCUGACGCAAAAAAUGCCCAACUUAUAAGGAAGGAGAAGUACGAGGAGGCUAAAAAAUUAUCCAAAGAAUCUAUCAUCGACAAACUAUCUUUAACGGCGACCGAACUCAGCGUAUUGGCGGAACAGGAGAGAAAUAUAGGAAACGAAGCUUUCAGAGCUGGAGAUUAUGAGGAAGCUUUGAUACGCUAUAAUUCUAGCAUUACGAUUAGUUCCACAAUAAACGCGUACAAUAAUCGAGCUAUAACGUAUAUUAAACUCGAGAGAUAUCAAGAUGCGGUUAACGAUUGUAACCUCGUUCUAACUAUGGAAUAUAACAACGUUACCGCCCUUAUGCGAAGGGCACUCGCCUCGGAGCAUCUCGAAAAAUAUUCACAGGCACUCGUCGAUUAUCAAUCGAUUCUUCGACUUGAGCCCAACAACAAGUUGGCUAUCGCCGGCGUUAAUAGAUUGAGAAAACCGUCCGAUUCGAAGAAAGUAAGGAUGAAAAUCGAAGAAGAAUCUGAAAAUGGGACGGAGAAAAAUACGGUUGACGUUGUAGAGAAGAAAGUUGAGUCCGAAAAAAAUUCUGACAAAUGUCAGAAAAUCGAAUUAUCGGAAACCAGAUUUAACUCGGUACCGGAAAUAUGCUUUUGCGACAGAGCGCCAAGUUUUUCUCGAAGCCCGAAACCACCCCCUCAUUACAAAAGUAGCUAUUGUUUGACCCAGUCGAAUUAUUGCGUUCCGAAAAAAUCCAAAAGCCAACAAUCGUUUCUUUCCGAUGUUAAAAUUUCGUCCCGUCAAACCGAACGUGACCGACCGUGCAAAUUAACCAUCGAGGAACUACCGAAUGACGACGAAAUUCGGGGUACGAAAAAUUCGAAGGUCGAUGCUAAGGUAAAAAGAGAAUCUAAACUGAAAAAUAAAGAUGAAAAAAUAGCUACUUUCAAGACCACGAAGGGAACUGAGAAGAAUAAAAGCGUCGAGAGAAUGACGAAUAAAAAUUCGAAUGGGAUGAAAAAAAAACCUGCGGAGCCGGUAACAAAACCGGAACAAAAGGCGCGUGGUACUCCGGAGAAAAAAAUUAACGCUCAGAAAAGCAAAUGCGAGAAAUCUAGCGCGGAUAGAGCAAAGAUAAAAGAGGUAGCGAACGAGGUGAAUCUUUCGGAUGGUCCUGGCAAAACCGAUCCUCUGGAAUCGAUCGGAUCUCCAUACGAAUUUCUUCGCAAUUGGCAGUCGUUGAAAAAUGACAAAGAUUUUUCGCAGCGAGCGCGACUUCUGCGUUCGCUCGCUCCCGAGGAUCUUUGCAACGUGAUAGGAAACAAAUUGGACGGCGACAUGUUCGCCGUUAUAAUGCGUUGUCUGGAUCGUCAUUUUUCGAAUAACGAAGAAAACUUAAAUUUGGCCGAACGAUUUCUCACGGCCCUUACAAAACUCAGUAGAUUCUCGAUCGUUCGAUUAUUCACGAACGCCGAAGAUAAAACAGUUCUCCGAAGGAUUUUCGAGGCGGUCGAUAAAAAAAUAUCGUCAACAGCCGCCGAUUCGCUGCGCAAUAUGUACGACCUGUAAACCGAUAGAGUCGGAAGGACAAAGAAGCACGAUAAAAUAAAAUUGUAAUUAUAACAAC